AUGGACACAGAACAUGACAGGUUAACAAUUCAGGUGAAAUUAAACAAAGAAGACGAAAGCCAAAACCUAAAGAAUUCGUUUGGAAUUCCGGCACACGAGAUGGGUCCUGCAGCCCACAACCUGUCUCCAGGCGAAUCAGAGAUGUUGUCACCUCCGAUCCAAACGAUGGGCCAGGGCCAGGCCCAGCCCUCUGGCUACGAUCCCAACAGGAUACCUGCAUCGAUUUUCUCUACCAAGCCCACUAACCCCGGCGAGUGGAGUGUGGCCUCCAAUGAGUCCCUCUUCAGCAUCCACAUGGGCAACAACAGCUUCUCGCAUGAUUAUGCCAUUUUAUUUGGAAAAUCGGCCGAUCUUCAGGAAUCCCAGCUCAGGAUGUCCGGCGAGCUCCCCAGGCUCGACGACUGGAAUAAUAAUAAUAAUAAUAAUAAUAACAACAACAACAAUAAAUUGCAAUUAAAAUCGAGCGAGCUGAUAGGACUUUCCCCGGUGAUCGAGGAAGGUCGGGUGUCAUUGGAUGAAGGGGGGAAGAGCCCGAUGGCCCACAGUGGAGGAGUUAAAAUGAAAAGUCAUGAAAAGAAGGAGAACAACACAACCUCAAAUACUACUCUGCUGAAACAUGAAAACGGAAAACAAGUUCCCGCCGAGGUUAUUAGUACUGUUACAACAACUGCAGCAGCUGAAAGAAUGCCCAGUAACCCUCAAACGCCUCGCUUUUCGGACGACAGUAGAAACAACAGUGGCAGCUCGUUCGCUUUCCCAGUAUUGGUCAACGAUCAUGGAAAACCCGAAUCUUUGAAAGUCGUACCAGAAAAACCCGAGCCACCGGCAUCACAAGCAGAAGAUUCUAAAGAAACUCCAAAUGCGUCAAGGACAAGAUGGUUUUCCUUCGUCUUGUGUUGGCCUAGAUGCUGUUGA
Striga hermonthica is the source of this 915-nucleotide messenger RNA. NCBI's taxonomy places the organism in Eukaryota, Viridiplantae, Streptophyta, Magnoliopsida, Lamiales, Orobanchaceae. The record is from the annotation of a GenBank genome assembly.